AUGCAUUUCUUGCAGUUUGCAAUUAAGGUCAAGCUCGACGUUACCAGUUGGGGGUGUCUGCCUCUACAGUCUGACCCUCUACAGUCUGACCCUCCACAGUCUGACCCUCUACAGUCUGACCCUCUACAGUCUGACCCUCCACAGUCUGACCCUCUACAGUCUGACCCUCCACAGUCUGACCCUCUACAGUCUGACCCUCUACAGUCUGACCCUCUACAGUCUGACCCUCCACAGUCUGACCGUCCACAGUCUGACCCUCCACAGUCUGACCCUCCACAGUCUGACCCUCUACAGUCUGACCCUCCACAGUCUGACCCUCUACAGUCUGACCCUCCACAGUCUGACCCUUCACAGUCUGACCCUCUACAAUCUGACCCUCCACAGUCUGACCCUCUACAGUCUGACCCUCCACAGUCUGACCCUCCAAAGUCUGACCCUCCACAGUCUGACCCUCUACAGUCUGACCCUCUACAGUCUGAUUCUCAACAGUCUGACCCUCCACAGUCUGACCCUCCAGAGUCUGACCCUCCACAGUCUGACCCUCUACAGUCGAACCCUCUACAGUCUGACCCUCCACAGUCUGACCCUCCACAGUCUGACCCUCUACAGUCUGACCCUCCACAGUCUGACCCUCCACAGUCUGACCCUCUACAGUCUGACCCUCCACAGUCUGACCCUCUACAGUCUGACCCUCCACAGUCUGACCCUUCACAGUCUGACCCUCUACAGUCUGACCCUCUACAGUCUGACCCUCCACAGUCUGACCCUUCACAGUCUGACCCUCCACAGUCUGAACCUCCAUAG
Bufo gargarizans (Asiatic toad) is the source of this 804-nucleotide messenger RNA. Its product is annotated as proline-rich protein 2-like. Lineage: Eukaryota; Metazoa; Chordata; Amphibia; Anura; Bufonidae. The transcript has a single exon. The coding region runs from base 1 to 804 and encodes 267 amino acids. The record is from RefSeq and is a predicted model, not a curated record.